AUGGACAAUUCAUCUAUCCGUCCGCAGUCAACUGAGGGUGGAGAGAGAGUACCGCUUUACCGUGUCGAGUAUAGCAACGCCAUCGACAUGUGGUUGGAUAAAUUCGAGCGCACCAAAGGGCCGCUAACCAUAAUGAAAACGGAUGAAUUCAGAGAAAAAAGCAUUAAUCAAAUCGCUUCGGCGAUACGCAGUCAAGUUAUAGAAAUGGCGUGUCAGCACGUUGUUAUCGAUAAUCUUCAAUUCCUCGUCAACCAGACGACAAUGAAUGACGAUCACUCAAGCAGCCAGGAUCGUUUUCACCUGCAGCGCAAUGGACAACACAUUCGCCCAUCGUUCCGCACGACUUGUCUGGCUCCUGUUCAUCGUGAGCCCAGUGGAUUUGUCGACGUCGCUGAAGUCCUCCACCAUCUGCUGCAACUCCUCUCAGCUCUGACGUCUGCAAAGCUGGAUUAA
This is a messenger RNA of Haemonchus placei, 453 nucleotides long. Lineage: Eukaryota; Metazoa; Nematoda; Chromadorea; Rhabditida; Trichostrongylidae. The record is from the annotation of a GenBank genome assembly.